This is a messenger RNA of [Candida] anglica, 534 nucleotides long. The record is from the annotation of a GenBank genome assembly. Lineage: Eukaryota; Fungi; Ascomycota; Pichiomycetes; Serinales; Debaryomycetaceae.
AUGAGACCUGCUAGUAAUAUCCCAGAAACCCCACAACCUCCAUACCCCUUGAUACAAAAGUCACAUAUAGUAUGUGGGUUUGGAAGAGGAUCGUCCGAAUUGGGAAUCCCUACUGCCAAUAUUCCAAUAAAUGAUUCACUUAAUCAAUUGGAUACAGGUAUUUAUUUCGGUUGGUGUAAACUUGAAGUGAAUAAAGAGGAAUGCUCGAAAAAAGUUGAGCGUGGAGAUGGGAACGUUGUAGAAUUUAAUAAUGGAUCAGAAUUAUCUGCAUCGGAAAAGGAUGUUCUCCCCAUGGUUAUGUCCAUUGGAUGGAAUCCAUUUUAUGACAACAAGGAAAAGGCUGCCGAGGUCCACAUCAUGCAUAAGUUCCAACAGAAUUUCUACGGAUCGUUGAUCAGCUACCUGAUCUUGGGAUACAUCCGUCCGGAACUCAACUACACCACCAAGGAGGCUCUUAUUGAAGACAUAAACUUGGAUAUAAAGAUAGCAUUAGACACAUUGAAGAAGGAGCUGUACGCUAAUUCUGACUUAUAG